AUGUUCAAGGGUACGAACAAGAAGCGGACGAUUACGGCCGUCGUGGCUGCCUGCUCUAGCAUGCUGACGGAAAUGUCGUUUGCUGCCAACACGGUGUUCUUGGCGCAGUUCAACAUCAUGGAUUCCUUCACAGCCACCAUGAUCAAGCGAGCCGUCCUGCUCCUGGGCCCCAUCACCGUCAUGACCUGCAUCGAGCGCCUUGGGCGACGCAAGACCUUUCUCGGCAUGGACUCCCUGUCCGCCUCGUCGCUGCUCAUGAUGGGCGUGCUCGGCGCCAUCCAGCCGGCGUCCGACGGGCUCAAGAGGGGCAUCGUCGCCGUUUACAUCCUGUUUACGUACACCUACAUUGCCUCCUUUGGCUCGAUCAUGCAGAUCGUGCCCUCGGAGAUCUCGCACAUCAGCCUCCGUGACAAGACCUCCAUGGUCUACUGGAUGGUGUCCGACGUUGCCAACUUUGCAGCUACGUUUCUCGCUUCCAUAUCUCCUUUCGACGCCUUAUGCCGCCCUGGCCGCCAAGGUCGCAUUCAUCUACGCCGCCACGAGCGUUUGCCUCCUGGUCUGGGCGUACUUUUGCUACCAUGA
Messenger RNA from Pyricularia oryzae 70-15, 582 nucleotides. RefSeq lists its product as uncharacterized. Gene Ontology annotation, molecular function: carbohydrate:proton symporter activity. The record is from RefSeq and is a predicted model, not a curated record. The transcript has 3 exons. Lineage: Eukaryota; Fungi; Ascomycota; Sordariomycetes; Magnaporthales; Pyriculariaceae. Gene Ontology annotation, biological process: transmembrane transport; carbohydrate transport. Gene Ontology annotation, cellular component: membrane. Bases 1 to 582 code for a protein of 193 amino acids.